UCCCCUGCAGAUGGAGUGGUGCUGGUGGACCCCGAGUACCUCAAGGAGAGAAAAGUCUUCGUGACGCUGACCUGCGCCUUCCGCUACGGCCGUGAGGACCUGGACGUGCUGGGGUUGACCUUCCGCAAGGACCUCUUUGUGGCCAACGCCCAGGCCUUCCCCCCGGUCCCUGAGGAGAAGAAGCCCCUGACGCGGCUGCAGGAACGGCUCAUCAAGAAGCUGGGCGAGCAUGCCUACCCCUUCACCUUCAAGAUCCCUCCCAACCUGCCUUGCUCCGUCACCCUGCAGCCGGGUCCUGAGGACACGGGGAAGGCCUGUGGUGUGGACUACGAGGUCAAAGCUUUCUGUGCGGAGAACCUGGAGGAGAAAAUCCACAAGAGGAACUCGGUGCGUCUGGUGAUCCGUAAGGUCCAGUACGCCCCGGAGCGACCGGGUCCCCAACCCAUGGCAGAGACCACCCGGCAGUUCCUCAUGUCGGACAAACCACUGCACCUGGAGGCGUCCCUGGACAAGGAGAUCUACUACCACGGAGAACCCAUCAGCGUCAACGUCCACGUCACCAACAACACCAACAAGACGGUGAAGAAGAUCAAAAUCUCAGUGCGCCAGUACGCCGACAUCUGCCUCUUCAACACCGCCCAGUACAAGUGCCCGGUGGCCGUGGAGGACGCCGACGACAUGGUGGCCCCCAGCUCCACGUUCUGCAAAGUCUACACCUUGACCCCCUUCCUCGCCAACAACCGGGAGAAGCGGGGGCUGGCGCUGGAUGGAAAACUCAAGCAUGAGGACACCAACCUGGCCUCCAGCACCCUGUUAAGAGACGGAGCCAACAAGGAGAUCCUGGGCAUCAUCGUCUCCUACAAGGUGAAGGUGAAGCUGGUGGUGUCCCGAGGAGGGCUGCUGGGAGACCUCGCCUCCAGGUAA
Messenger RNA from Calidris pugnax (ruff), 924 nucleotides. RefSeq names its product arrestin, beta 1 (gene ARRB1). The record is from RefSeq and is a predicted model, not a curated record. NCBI's taxonomy places the organism in Eukaryota, Metazoa, Chordata, Aves, Charadriiformes, Scolopacidae. The transcript is spliced from 10 exons. Gene Ontology annotation, molecular function: G protein-coupled receptor binding. The annotation marks the transcript as partial. Gene Ontology annotation, biological process: visual perception; signal transduction; G protein-coupled receptor internalization.